AUGCCUCCCCACGUGCCGCGAAAGCGGCUGCGCGAGUCGCCGGUGCCUGAGCAGAGCAAGAACAGCGCAAAGGGGAAACCGCCCGGCUCGAGUCGGCGGAAGGCCACGUUAUACGACGACCUCGAUGCCACCGCGACCCCCUUGUCCUCAAGGCAAUCCGGCUCAAUUGUGCCAGGCUUUGACGAGGACGAUAGCGACAGCUCUUUAACGUCAUUAUCAGACCAAGAGUUUGAAGAUAUUCCGGCGGCGAAGCGCCCGAGACUCGAGGAAUCCGACGAUGAAGACGACAUCGAGUUCGAAGACGUGGAGGCGCCGGCCGUGUCGUCGACGGCUGUGCCGGCAGUUUCCGGUGACCUGGAACUGACGCUCAACAAAGACACUCGCAUCUCGCUCACGAACCCUUUUGGCGAAAAGAAGGGGCCCACGAAGCGCGAGCGAAAAGUCCGCAAUGCGACACACUGCGUCCACGUCAUGUCCCUGCUCUGGCACAACGCCGUGCGAAACUCCUGGCUCUGCGAUACCGAACUUCAAGCCAUCAUGGUGUCGCACGUCUCUCCCAGACUUUGGGACGAGGUCGAGCGAUGGAGGCGCAACUCUGGUCUCGUCAAAGCCCCUCCUCCAGCAAAGGCCAAGCCGCCGGUCAAAGAACGAUCAAAGGGCAAGGGAAAACGAAAGGGCCCGGCGGACCGCGAGUCUCGGGACUGGGGCUCGGACGCGACGAAGCUAGAGGAGGGCGCCGUGGACAUGAGCCACGGCGACCCGCUCUUUCGGCUGAUGCAGACGCUGGUGUCCUGGUGGAAGCAGCGUUUCCGGGUCACCGCGCCUGGCUUGCGGAAAUGGGGCUACAUGGAACUGGAGCGACUGGAUCGCCUCACCAAAGGAUACAAAGCGGACCCCGAAGACACGGCGAGGUACGGGGAGAGGAUACUCAAUCUAGAGUCAUUACGCCAGUGCGCGCUCGAUUGCCAAGGCAGUCGCGACGUCGGAGCACAGCUAUUCACCGCCCUCUUACGCGGACUGGGAAUUGAAGCGCGCAUGGUUGCUAAUUUGCAGUGCCUCGGCUUCGGGUGGAACAAGCUGGAAGAUGCUGACCCAGAGAAAGAAGACAAACUAGCCGAGGAAGUGUCCACAGCCAAGAAGACACCAAAGAAGCCAAAGGUGAACGGCUCCAAUGCCUCCAAAAAGGGGCAACAAGCGACUGCCGGCAAGUCGCGAAAGACGCGAUCCUCUGACAAAAUCAAGUCGGAAGACUCCGACGACAACCUCAAGCUGGAAUACAUGGACACCGACGACGAGUCCGUUGUGGAGGUUGAAAUAACGCCCAAGAACGUACGCCCAUCAAAGAAGUUUGACAACGACCUGGAGUUCUCCCACUACUGGACUGAGGUGCUGUCUCCGGUCACCACCAAGUAUCUGCCGGUCGAUCCCGUCAAAGGCACUAUUGCAACAAACCGCGACCUGGUUGAGUCAUUCGAACCGCGAGGGGCCAAAGCGGAUAGGGCCCGGCAAAUUAUGGCUUACAUCGUCGGAUUCUCCCCUGACGGCACGGCCAAGGACGUUACGGUGCGAUACCUAAAACGGCAGAUGAUGCCUGGUCGGACCAAGGGUGUGCGUAUGUCCCCUGAAAAGGUUCCAAUCUAUAACCGCCAUGGCAAGGUUAAGCGGUACGAGAUGUAUGACUGGUUUAAGACCGCUAUGUCAGGGUAUAGACGAGGGGACAGGAAACGACCUCUCACUGAAAUCGAUGACCAAGAGGACACGACGGACCUGAAGCCCUCCAAGCCCGAAAAGAAAGAAGUCAAGGAAGGCCAGGAAACCUUGCAGUAUUACAAGCAGUCCAAGGAAUUUGUGCUGGAGAGACAUCUCAAGCGAGAAGAGGCUCUCAAGCCUGGCGCAGUGCCUGCCAAGAAGUUCAUGAACAAGAUCAAAGGCGGAAAAGUCGAGGAUUUGGACGUAUUUCUCCGCGCAGACGUUGUCAACGUCAAGAGCGCCGAAACAUGGCACAAGCAGGGCCGAGCCCCGCUGCCUGGUGAGCAGCCACUGAAGAGGGUUCCCUAUCGGGCCGCCACCUUGAACCGGAAGCGGGUGAUUCUGGAGGCGGAGGCAGCCACCGGUGAAAAGGUCCUGCAGGGGCUGUACAGCUUUGAGCAGACCGACUGGAUCAUCCCGCCUCCGAUCAAGGAUGGCAUCAUCCCGAAGAACGAAUAUGGUAACAUUGAUUUAUUUGCCGAACACAUGUGCCCCAAAGGUGCGGUCCACGUGCCGUUCCGGGGUGCGAUUCGUGUCUGCAAGCGGCUGCAGAUCGACUACGCCGAGGCUGUCGUCGACUUCGAGUUUGGGCAUCGCAUGGCAGUGCCUGUGAUACAGGGCGUCGUCAUCGCCGAAGAGUACCACGACCAGGUCAUGGCUGAGCUGGAAAAGGACGAAGCCGAGCGGCGCAGAAAGGAAGACGAAAAGCGACGCACCGCAUCGCUGAAACAGUGGCGCAAGUUUAUAAUGGGCCUGCGAAUCGUACAACGCAUUCGCCAGGAGUACGGCGACAUCGACGACAGUGUGUCGGUUUUUGCGCACAAGGGCGGCGUUCCGCAGCAUGAGCCAUUGGCGGACCAUCAUGAUGAAGAGAUGGCGGGCGGUUUCUUACCUGAAGGAUACGAAGAGGAAGGCGAGGAAGAGGGUGCUCAUCAAACGUCGAGUUUCUUCCCGGUUGGUGAUGAAGAUGGAGAGGAACCAGUGGAUGAUGGACUCAUCAUGGAGGACCACCGGCACGAGGUCAGGCAUUCAUCGACACAGGACAAAGAAGUGGAGGAAGAGCAAGACACGUCCGAGAAGAAGAAGCCUCCGCGAAGACAGCCUGCAAGAGGCCGACCGAGGGCGAGAAAGAGGGUUGUGUCCGAGGACGAAGACGAAGACGAGGGUGAUGAAUGGGUCAACCCCGAUGAUGAUGAUGACAAAUAA
Messenger RNA from Purpureocillium lilacinum, 2955 nucleotides. RefSeq lists its product as uncharacterized. Gene Ontology annotation, biological process: mismatch repair; nucleotide-excision repair. Lineage: Eukaryota; Fungi; Ascomycota; Sordariomycetes; Hypocreales; Ophiocordycipitaceae. Gene Ontology annotation, cellular component: nucleus; cytoplasm; nucleotide-excision repair factor 2 complex. Gene Ontology annotation, molecular function: single-stranded DNA binding; damaged DNA binding. The record is from RefSeq and is a predicted model, not a curated record.